Messenger RNA from Alnus glutinosa, 1495 nucleotides. RefSeq lists its product as uncharacterized. The record is from RefSeq and is a predicted model, not a curated record. NCBI's taxonomy places the organism in Eukaryota, Viridiplantae, Streptophyta, Magnoliopsida, Fagales, Betulaceae. The transcript is spliced from 4 exons. Gene Ontology annotation, biological process: mitochondrial proton-transporting ATP synthase complex assembly. Gene Ontology annotation, cellular component: mitochondrion. Bases 373 to 1137 code for a protein of 254 amino acids.
CUCCUACUGUCGCAUUCCCUCGCCAGUCGCUACCCACUCUACAAGGUUUUGUUCUCCCUUCCCUCCCCAACAGUAGCUACCUGUAUCGAACUCCAACUGUUUGAUAAAAUUCUUCAGUAAGCCCCUCCAUAGUCUUCCUCAAAGUAGCUAGCUCUGGAGCAAAUAGUCACGGCCACAAGUAGGACCUCAGCUCAGAAAUUGGUUUAAGAGGACGUGCUGAACUGAAUCGGAGACCGUACUGACUCAUCUGGGCUCACUCAUUUGAAUCCCAACUCACACCCAAUCCCCCUUCAAAAGCGUCAUACAAUAGUUUUGAACUUAGCAUUUAAAGCCUCAAAAUCAUUAAUUUGAUUAAAAUUCUACAUUUUGACAAUGCAACGGUUGUCGUCAAGAAUUUUAAGGACCGUAGCAUCUUCUUCUUCUUCAUUGACAACUCUACCCAACCAUGCUUCACCAACCUGUGUUGUCCCGAAACAGUCUUUCAGUGCUUUGUCUUUGCAGCCAAAUCUCCAAAAACUGCAAGAGAGAGCGAUCCCCGGAGAUUUUGUGAAAUGGGCUUCGCUUGGUUUCUAUAGGACUUCAAGCUUUGCUUCUGGAUUCACGCCGUUGCAGCAGAAGCCCCUGGACUCGAUUAUGGAUAUCGAGAGGGUGAAGGACCGCUCGCCAGAGAACAUCACUUCGAUUUGGGAUGAUUAUCACUUGGGAAGAGGCCAUAUUGGGGCAUCAAUGACAGCAAAACUUUAUUACUUGAUGGAGCAAAGAGCAGCAGAUUGCCGGUAUUUUGUCAUUCCUUUGUGGAAAGGAAGUGGUUAUACAACAAUGUUUGCUCAAGUACAGAUGCCACACAUGCUUUUCACUGGUCUUGAAGAUUACAAGGCAAGAGGAACUCAAGCAGCUCCAUACUUCACUGUAUCUUAUUACAAAGAAUUUGCAGAAAGCAAGGACUUGGUGCUUAUCCGCGGUGAUGUUGUGUUCGCAAGCAAGCUUAGUGACGAAGAGGCCAAAUGGCUUUUGGAAACCACCCAAUCUUUUUAUUUGAAUGAUGUGAGAUACAAGCUGGUUGAACGGUUUAACAAAGAAACUCAUGAUUUUGAGUUCAAGGAUGUCUUGCAAGCCUUAGACAUGCCUGGUUUGUGAUCUCCCAGAAGACAGGGACUUUGACUACUAAUAUGAUGGUAAAAGAGAAGGGUUUAGUCAGUAAAGGAAUUGACAUCUCUUAAAUUGCAGCGGAAGAUUGUUAGGCAUUGCCCGCAUGAGAGUUUCCUCCAGCAGUGGGGUAUAUUGGACAACUGAGUGGGAGAUGUGGUAGUAUAUUUCAUGUUAUAGAUCGAAUUGAAGGUUCUGGUUUUCAAUGCAGUUCCUUUUUCUACCAAAAAAGGUUCUGUUUUUUUUUUUUUUUUUUUGGGUGGUUUUCUUCUUUUUCCUGAAUGAAAUUACAAACUAUUGUUUUAAGCAUUAUGGUACUCUUAAAUCCUGGACUGUUAUUUCAUUCUCA